AGUGUUGGUUGCUCACAGAACAGCAGGGCGAGAAGGGGAAUCUAUAGCAUAAGCCAACCACAUACGACAUCCGCAAGGGAAAGGCAACCACAAGAUUACAUCAGCAAUGGCAGAGGAGUGGGGAAAUGCAGUGUUUGCUGCAAGACGGCGCAAUGAAGACACAACAAGAGAGUCUUCAUUCACUUACACCAACAGCAACAAUACUAAAGAUCCCUUUGAGGGCCCUAACUACCACAUUGCUCCCCGAUGGGUGUACAAUCUCUCAACGAUGUGGAUGAUAUUUGUGGUUAUUGCAUCAGUCUUCACCAAUGGCCUGGUACUGGUGGCCACAGCAAAAUUCAAGAAGCUCCAGCACCCUCUGAACUGGAUCUUGGUCAACCUUGCUAUUGCUGAUAUUGGAGAGACCCUUUUGGCCAGUACCAUCAGUGUUUGCAAUCAAUUUUUCGGAUAUUUCAUUCUGGGACACCCUAUGUGUGUCUUUGAGGGCUUCACUGUCUCUACUUGUGGUAUUGCUGCUCUUUGGUCCCUAACUGUGAUUUCCUGGGAGAGAUGGGUGGUUGUGUGCAAGCCUUUUGGAAAUGUCAAGUUUGAUGCUAAAUGGGCCAUUGGCGGUAUUGUCUUCUCCUGGGUCUGGUCAGCAAUAUGGUGUGCUCCCCCCAUCUUUGGCUGGAGCAGGUUUUGGCCUCAUGGCUUGAAGACUUCUUGUGGACCUGAUGUGUUCAGUGGAAGUGAAGACCCUGGAGUACAGUCCUACAUGAUUGUUCUGAUGAUUACCUGCUGCUUCCUCCCUCUGGCCAUCAUUAUCCUUUGCUACAUUGCAGUGUGGUUGGCCAUCCGUGCUGUGGCCCAGCAGCAGAAAGACUCUGAGUCUACACAGAAAGCUGAGAAGGAAGUGUCCAGGAUGGUUGUUGUGAUGAUCGUUGCUUACAUUGUGUGCUGGGGACCUUACACAUUUUUUGCCUGCUUUGCUGCGGCUAACCCAGGAUAUGCCUUCCAUCCUCUGGCUGCUGCACUACCAGCCUACUUUGCCAAGAGCGCCACUAUCUACAAUCCAAUUAUCUAUGUCUUCAUGAACCGACAGUUCCGUGUUUGCAUCCUGCAGAUGUUUGGAAAGAAGGUGGAUGAUGGCUCUGAGGUAUCCACAUCCAAGACUGAGGUGUCCUCUGUUGCACCUGCAUAAACUCUGUCCUUUCAUCACACUGGUCUGGAAACCCCCAUGCAAUAGUGGGAUCUCAUAAAGACAAGACAGAACAUGAAACUUAUGUAUAUAUUUUGGCACCAUGGAAUUACUUUUAUUACAGUUACUAUAACAGGCUAAAAUCAACCUCUGAAUUAAAUGAUUUUUGAUCAGGGGACAAUUUCAGCUUACAUACACAUUUGUAGAUACUUUAAUAGCUCUUGGAAAAACAAAAAAGCUAUGCAGCACAUGGCAUGUGCUCAAAUAGAUUUUUACAGUCUAUGCACAAAUGGUGAUAUUUUUUCUUAAACAGUGUGUUUAGGGAAAAAUACGUUAAUGGCAAGUUCAAAACUAUUGUUUAUGUGUACAAUUACUGUCAUAAGAUUUUUAUUUUAGAAAGAUGUGCAAAUUGAAAAUUAAAAAAAAAUGCUGGUAUAAUUUUUAUGUUGUAUUAUUU
Messenger RNA from Hypomesus transpacificus, 1634 nucleotides. Its product is annotated as red-sensitive opsin. The record is from RefSeq and is a predicted model, not a curated record. Gene Ontology annotation, molecular function: G protein-coupled receptor activity. The transcript has 7 exons. Gene Ontology annotation, cellular component: membrane; photoreceptor outer segment. Gene Ontology annotation, biological process: visual perception; G protein-coupled receptor signaling pathway; phototransduction. The coding region runs from base 107 to 1180 and encodes 357 amino acids. NCBI's taxonomy places the organism in Eukaryota, Metazoa, Chordata, Actinopteri, Osmeriformes, Osmeridae.